Sardina pilchardus (European sardine) is the source of this 2965-nucleotide messenger RNA. RefSeq names its product cadherin 7a (gene cdh7a). Gene Ontology annotation, cellular component: adherens junction; plasma membrane; catenin complex. The transcript is spliced from 11 exons. Bases 81 to 2426 code for a protein of 781 amino acids. Gene Ontology annotation, molecular function: cadherin binding; calcium ion binding. The record is from RefSeq and is a predicted model, not a curated record. Gene Ontology annotation, biological process: calcium-dependent cell-cell adhesion; cell morphogenesis; cell-cell junction assembly. NCBI's taxonomy places the organism in Eukaryota, Metazoa, Chordata, Actinopteri, Clupeiformes, Clupeidae.
UGUACAGGCCUCUUCUCUGGAAUGUGAUCAGCCAGGCCGCUCUGCUGUUGGUGGCCCAGUGGGAGCUGGGGUGCUCCGGGAUGACUCUAAAUUCAGUCCCCCUCCCACGGGCACCUCACCGGUCCCCCAGGGCCAGUGCAAGAGCGCUGGCCCACAGACAAAAGCGCAGCUGGGUGUGGAAUCAAUUCUUUGUCCUGGAGGAGUUCACAGGUGAUGAACCGCUCUACGUCGGCAAGCUGCACUCGGACGUGGACAAGGGCGAGGGCCAGGUCAAGUACAUCCUCAUGGGUGAGGGCGCCUCGUCCAUCUUCACCAUCGACGAGGACACGGGGGACAUCCACGCCAUCAAGCGCCUGGACCGCGAGGAGCAGGCCUACUACACGCUGCGCGCGCAGGCGCUGGACUACCACACCAGCCGGCCCGUGGAGCCCGAGUCCGAGUUCGUCAUCAAGGUCCAGGACAUCAACGACAACGAGCCCAAGUUCCUGGAUGGACCGUACAACUCCAGAGUGCCGGAGAUGUCCCCCGUUGGCACAUCAGUGGUUCAAGUGGUGGCAACAGAUGCAGACGACCCUACAUAUGGCAACAGCGCUCGAGUGGUUUACAGUAUCCUGGAGGGACAGCCCUACUUCUCAGUGGACCCCAAAACAGGGGUCAUCAGGACAGCUCUCCCGAACAUGGACCGCGAGGCGCGUGACCAGUACCUGCUGGUCAUCCAGGCCAAGGACAUGGUGGGCCAGAUGGGCGGCCUCUCCGGCACCACGUCCGUGACGGUCACUCUGAUGGACGUGAACGAUAACCCUCCACGCUUCUCCCGAAAAUCCUAUCAGUUUUCGGUGCAGGAGUCUCUGCCCGUAGCAACGGUGGUGGCCAAGAUAAAGGCUCUGGACGCAGAUGUGGGCCCUAACGCUGAGAUGGACUACAGAAUUAUAGAUGGCGAUGGCCUUGGGAUGUUCAGGGUCUCCACGGACAAAGGCACCCAGGAAGGAGUUAUCACUCUGCUAGAGAACUUGGACUUUGAGACCAAAACCACCUACUCCCUGAGGAUCGAGGCGUCCAAUCGGCACCCAGACACCAGGUUCCUGAGCCCGGGGAUGUUCAGCGACGUGGCGAACGUUCGGCUGACCGUGGAGAACGUGGACGAGCCGCCGCUCUUCUCCUCGGCCCUCAGUAAGAUGGUGGUGUCCGAGGCCGCCAAGGUCGGCACCAUCAUCGGCACCAUGUCCGCCAACGACCCCGAUUCCACCAACAGUCCCAUCAGGUAUUCAAUAGACCGCAACACGGACCUGGAACGCUUCUUCAACAUCGAGGCAACAACUGGCGUUAUCAGCACUGCCAAGCCACUGGACAGGGAGGUCAACGCCGUACACAACAUCACCAUCCUGGCCAUCGAAAGCUUGGACCCAGCUCAGGUGGGGAAAGGAAUCGCUCUGAUCACGGUGAUGGACAUCAACGACAACGCUCCCGUCUUUGCCAUCGAAUACGAGACCUUCUUGUGUGAGAGCUCCAGUCCUGGCCAGGUGAUUGAGACCAUAAGCGCCGUGGAUCGAGACGAGCCGCCCAGUGGCCACCGAUUCUUCUUCUCCCUCGCCGCCGAGGCUGUGGGCAACAUGAACUUCACCUUGAGAGAUAAUAAAGACAACACAGCGUCCAUCUUGACCAAGCGUGCGGGUUUCCAGCGGCGGCAGCAGUCGCUGUACCGGCUGCCGGUGCUGAUCGUGGACAGCGGGACGCCGGCGCUGAGCAGCACCAACACGCUGUCCAUCCGCGUGUGCGAGUGCGACGGCGACGGCUCGCCCCAGUCCUGCGGCGCAGAGGCCUCCAUGCUGGCGGCGGGACUCAGCACCGGGGCCCUCAUCGCCAUCCUCGCCUGCAUCCUCACGCUGCUGGUGCUGGUGCUGCUCAUCGUGAUGAUGCGGCGGCGCAAGAAGGAGCCGCUGAUCCUGGACGAGGACCGCGACGUGCGGGAGAACAUCGUGCGCUACGACGACGAGGGCGGCGGCGAGGAGGACACGGAGGCCUUCGACAUGGUGGCCCUGCGCAACCUCAACGUGGUCCGCGGCGGCGGCGGCGGCGGCAGCGACAGCAAGGUCCGGCGCGACGUCACGCCCGAGGUCACCACCCUCUACAUGCCCCGCCCGCCCCCGUACAAAGCCGCGCCGGCCGACAACAACGGCAUCUUCCGCGAGUUCAUCUGGGACCGUCUGAAGGAGGCGGACGUGGACCCGGCGGCGCCGCCCUACGACUCCCUGCAGACGUACGCCUUCGAGGGCAGCGGCUCGGUGGCCGACUCCCUCAGCUCCCUGGAGUCCCUGAGCACGGACUCGGAGCAGAACUACGACUACCUCAGCGACUGGGGCCCGCGCUUCCGGAAGCUGGCCGACCUGUACGGCCACACCGACGGCAGCAACAUAUUCUCCUCCUAGCCGGGGGAAUGGCGCGUCUCGGGUUUCGCCGUCUCUUUUCUGUUUGAAGUUCCGUCCGCCUGACCUUCGGUGCGAAGCCUUCAGCUGGAGGAACAGAGGAGCGGUUCAGAUGGGAAGGAGAAUAUUAUGAAUAUUUCAACUUUUUUGUGGAGCAAAAACCUGUCUCGUUGUCAAACUCCAACAAGCACACAAGAGACACACUGUACAUGGAAGUGAAAAAAAUCCUUUUUCAGCACUUGAUGGUUUUUGUCAGGACUUUACAAUGACCAAUGAUUAAUUCCGAGAAAAGGGACAGCAGAUUUGUUUGUAUUUGAAGCACUUGGGGGGGAAAAACAAAACUAAGGGAAGGCUGGAACACAGCUGAUGCUGUAAACGCCACAUUUAUCAAUAGACAUUUCAUGGAAGGGAAAAGGUAGAGCAGUGCACUGCUUUCUUCUGUGAGAGAUGUGUUUGCAUCCUCUGUAUCCAUGGUGACCAAACACAAACUGUGCCACUAACCAGUCCAGUGGUCUUGUCACAAUAACCCUCCCUAAUCCGUA